This is a messenger RNA of Effrenium voratum, 1211 nucleotides long. NCBI's taxonomy places the organism in Eukaryota, Dinophyceae, Suessiales, Symbiodiniaceae. The record is from the annotation of a GenBank genome assembly.
GGUAGUUGGCCCCGGACGAACCAGUAUUCGCCUUUGCCUAUGUGGCGAUAAAAGGCUCAGCUUGGCACAUGAUAGGUGCUGCAGGCGCGCCGUCCGGAGGAUGGCGAGCCGGGGACUUGCUCACGGCCAGCCGCGCGGGGGUGAGCUCCUUGCACUCCGCCUCCGGUAGCAUGGCGCGGGCAGAGAUGGCUUUGAACCAGGACAAGAGCAGGCUGCAGCUGCGGAGUGCCAGCCCAGAGAAGGGCCGGUCCUUCAAGUUCAGCGCCCACUCUGUGUCUGAAACUUCCUGUGGCGCUUACUCGCCCCGCUCGGCGGCGCCAGUGCCAGGAAGCACCAGGGCCAGCAGCCCCUUGCGCGGCCUGCGCGCCGGAGAGAUCAUGCGCGUCAUGAGGGACCGGAGCCCUGGCAGUGAAGGCGGCUCCCUUGCCUGGCCACACCAGCGCGGGGAGAAUCCACCGCAGUUUCCGCGGAGCGAAGUGCCGACUUCCCGAGGCUCCCCCAAGGCCAGUCCGCGAACAGGCGGCGGCAGUCCGGCGAACUUCCAGGAUGAGGCGCAGCGCCUGGCCGCCAUGGCGAUGGCCGCGGCUGCGCGGGCGGAGGACGAGGCGGAGGUGGACGUCCUUCAUGUUGGUGGCGUCGGGCGAGAUGGCAGUACGCGGCCGCUGUCUCCGCGGGUGCGGGAUAGCCCGUGGCUUGACGGCCUCUCCCCGCGAACUGCUGAGCGGGGCGGGUCGCGGCUGUUUCCCACGCACCUGGCGAGCGCGAGCCCCGUGAAGUCCCCAGGCGGCAAGCUGGGGGGCGCCUACCCGGUAGGCCGGCCAAAGGCGAAGGCUGCAGCGAGGGAGAAGGACGAGCCCAAGGAAGCAAAGUCCGUGAAGGAGGCCAAGGUGACCAAAGCCAAGUCGGAGCCAAAGGCGAAGCUCGCCUCGCCUGCCAAGGCCAAAGCGAAGGCGCGGCCCGAAGGCGCUGCCGGGGCCAAUGCAACGCAAGGGCUCGAGGAGGUGGUCCUGCGGGAGGUGACCAAGGCCGAGGUAGGCCUUUCCAAGCUGCAAAUGCUGCGAAACCGCCUGGAGAAGCGGAUGCAAGCGGCGGAAGAAGGCUUGCAGCAGACCAGACAGGAGCUUCAUGGCACACAGUGACCUGCGCGGAAUUCUUUCGGAUGCGCUUGGCGCUCGAUGCGCGAAGCCGUGCCUCAGCGCCCCACAGCUUGU